GCAUGGACCUCUGAGGAGUGAAUGUUUGGCCUUUACUGUAAGAAGAAGCUGCUCCCUCCUGCAUCGUUCCAUGUGAAGCUUCAAGGGCGAUUUGGCCCAAGAGAUUGAGGUUGUGUCACAUGGAGUCUUUAAUCAGUGUAAACAGAAAGAAAAUAUCAUCUCAUAUACAUUCCACAUUAAGUUGGACCUUACGGCUUUAGCACCAAAUCAACCAAACCAGAAAAGACUGAACGGGUUUAAUGAGCAGAACUUUGUCAUGAAAUCCAGUUUGUUCAGCACAUUCUCCUGAAAACAGGCCUCUCUCUUCUCUGCUAAAUUAUUCCUGGGUGUAUGUCUGUGCAGCCUUGCAAAGUGGAUUACAAUUUUAGCUCUUUCACCAAGAUCAAUCUGAGUGAGGUCCACAGACGUAGAAUAAACAACUGGGCCGGGCUGGAUGGCCCUGGAGCCACCCAGCAGUUAUGAAGACAAAUAUUUCCCUUCAGGAUCGGCGGAGCGAGGAAAGGUGUGUUUGCAGAGGAGACAGAGAGGCGCUUUGUCCCCUUCCCCAACAGGUCGGCUCUCCAAUCUCUCCCCGCCCGACCCGACCCCACCCCAUUCCACUCUCCCUCUCCCAGUCUGUCCACCCUGAAGCUCAUUGUCCGACUCACUCAGCGCCCUGUGAGUCCUUCUCUGGAGCUCACCACAGCCUUCACACUGAAGAGAUGCUAUCACUUCUCUGCUGCUCUCUUGUGCUCAUCUUUGCUCAGCAGCCCACCAGUGAUGCUCAGAGAAACGGGCAACAGCUGGCUGCCAGAGGAGGACGGGAGCCGGCCGAAAGGCGGCAGUUCUGCCAGUGGCCUUGCAAGUGUGCUGAGAGGACGUACUGCGCCCCAGGAGUGAGCUCCGUCCUUGACGGCUGCGGCUGCUGCAAAAGCUGUGCGAGGCAGAUAGGGGAGCGCUGCAAUGAGAGAGAUGUGUGUGACCCACACAAGGGCAUGUAUUGUGAUUUCUCAGCAGACAAACCUAGAUAUGAGGUUGGAGUGUGUGCAUACAUGAUGGCGGUUGGCUGCGACCUGAAUGGGGUCCACUAUGAGAACGGGGAAACCUUCCAGCCCAGCCCCCUCUAUAAGUGCACAUGCAUAGGCGGAGCCAUCGGCUGCACGCCUGCUUUCAUCCAGAAGCCUCCUGGCCUGCUGGGCCCCGCUCCACUGAUGAGCAACAGACCAGCCGGCCUCCGCAACGGCCCAAACCCCGGCAAACACCAGCAGGAGACCACAUACAAGACAGCUUGGAAGAAGAACUGUCUGGUCCAGACGACCCCCUGGAGCCCCUGCUCCAAGACCUGCGGACUGGGCAUCUCCGUCCGUGUCAACAACGACAACGGAAAAUGUGAGAUGAGGAAAGAUCGGCGCCUGUGCCUGCUGCGGCCGUGUGAAAAAAACCUGCUGAAGAGCAUCAAGGUGCCAAAGGGGAAGACAUGCAGACCAAAGUUCCAGGCGAAGAAGACAGAGAAACUGCGCCUGUCGGGCUGCACCAGCACCAAGAAGUUCAGACCCACGUACUGUGGCGUUUGCAAGGACAAACGCUGCUGUGUCCCCAACAAGUCCCGCAUGAUCAAAGUGAACUUCACCUGCAAAACGGGCUCCAGCGUUCAGUGGAAGAUGCAAUGGAUCUCGUCCUGCGUGUGCCAGAAGAAGUGCACGGAUCCAGGAGACAUGUUUUCUGACCUGCAGUUACUUUAAAAAGCGCCAGAGACAAUCAGCCCGAAGAAAUUCUACAAGAACGAACACAAAAGAAAAAAAAAGGUUGAAAUCAGUCAAAUGAAGGAAAAAAUGUUAUGUUGAAAGAUUUUAUGAGCCGUCUUUAAGACAGGUGUGUGCAAUAGGAGGGAGAGACAGAUGGAAAGCUGGGACUCCAACAGGAGAUGAAUAAAACUCUGUGGCUUCAUGACUGUUUUUGGGCAUGUAAUGUAUAGAAAAUAUCUUGCAAUAUCUUGACAUUUGCAUUUGUAAGUUCAGCCAAAUAAAUGUUUCAGAUGUCCUUAAAUGAUGAGUGAAGGUUUUGUCAGCUGAUGUGCCUGAAUAAAAUAUAUUUAAAAAGAUUUGUUAAAACUCCUUCUGAAGCAGCUCACAGUGCUUUGAACACAAUUUUCACAAAGUUUUACAGUAACAGAAAAGAUGUGAAUCCCUGCAGCCUCGUUCAGAAAAAGUCACACAUUAAACAUGGCAUCCAGAACAGGAGAAAACCCAGCAGAGACAUCAUUUCCCAGGUCAGGUAAAAUUGUAGCUUCUCCUUCAUGAUGGAAAUAACUGACAUGACAUCACCUGCAGUCAUCUAUUUUGGAAGACAUGAAAACCUGAUAACAGAACAUGAACUAACUUCUACAGAUGAAUGGGGAAGCAGCUGUGAAGUCUGGACUUGAGUUUAUACAGAGAUGAAUGUUAGCAAAGGGGAACGCUUUAUUUUGUAAUAAGUAGGCUUAUAUUAAAAUGAAAAAAGUAA
Poecilia latipinna (sailfin molly) is the source of this 2481-nucleotide messenger RNA. RefSeq names its product cellular communication network factor 6 (gene ccn6). The record is from RefSeq and is a predicted model, not a curated record. Gene Ontology annotation, biological process: positive regulation of cell differentiation; signal transduction; cell adhesion. Bases 459 to 1721 code for a protein of 420 amino acids. Gene Ontology annotation, molecular function: integrin binding; heparin binding. The transcript has 5 exons. NCBI's taxonomy places the organism in Eukaryota, Metazoa, Chordata, Actinopteri, Cyprinodontiformes, Poeciliidae. Gene Ontology annotation, cellular component: extracellular matrix; extracellular region.